AUGGAGCACAGAUUCGCCUCGACGCUGCUGGGCUUCUUCGCCUUCUUCAUAUUGCUGGCCUCCAUCAAACCAGCAGGCGCAGCAGACUGGACGCAAUCAUACUGUUCCAGCCUGAACACUGGUAGCGACGAUCAAGUCUAUAACUGGCCAUGGCAAUCCAACGGCAACUGCACCAACCACUGCAAAGAGGAGGGCACAUAUGCGUUCGCCGUCCUACAAUACACCGACUGCUGGUGUUCCAACUAUGCGCCCGGAGACACGGCCAACAUGAACGACUGCGAGGUCGACUGUCCUGGCUUUCCCGACGAAAAGUGCGGCAACAAGGACAAGGACCUGUUCAUGUACAUCGAAAUGGACGGUCAGGUUUCCGGUACCAUCGGAGGCUCACAGCCCACAUCUUCCGCAGACGCGCCUUCAUCGACGCAAGAAGCUCCCAAGACUUCGGCCCCGCCUCCGCCACCGGUCGUCACUGUGAGACCUGAUCCAGAGAUUGUUACCUCUGUAGUCACUGCGACGCCGUCUUCUACUACUUCUUCUUCUACUAGCGCAAAACCAUCGACUACCCAAUCAUCCGAGUCCGAUGAUACUCCAACGUCGGCAGAGGAACCCGUCACAAUGCCAACUGUCGUUACCGAGAGCGGCCGUGUCAUCACCCGCACGCUUGUCGUAACCCCCACAGCAACAGCAGCUCCUGCUGACACAGGUUCCUCCGAUUCCGACAAGAGUUCUACCAACGUAGGCGCUAUUGCUGGUGGUGUCGCUGGAGGUGUUAUUGCGUUGUUGGCCAUCGCUGGUGGCAUAAUAUUUGUCCUAUGGCGCAAGAGGAGGCAACAAGUCCAACAACAGGAUGGGCACGAGAGUGGCUCAGCAGGCAUAUCGCGGAACGUGAGCACCAUGAGCAGAGCUGGUUUGCUGGGAGGACGCAGCGAAAAGUCGCCAACUCAACUUGUCACCAACUUUGGCUCGCAACGUAGCCGUCACGACGACGAAUCGAUCACUCCUGUUACGCCCUCAACCCGCCGAUUAAGUCAACCGAUUUUGGUCGACUCGCGACUUAACCCAACGGCUGUCUUGACUUUCCACGGCGCGAAUGCAAGCCGGGAAAGUUUAGGAAGCAUCGAUGACAGCCGAGACUAUGGACGACAACUAAACGUGCGGAACCCAGACCCGAAUUAG
Messenger RNA from Alternaria alternata, 1176 nucleotides. RefSeq lists its product as hypothetical. The transcript has 4 exons. The record is from RefSeq and is a predicted model, not a curated record. The coding region runs from base 1 to 1176 and encodes 391 amino acids. Gene Ontology annotation, cellular component: plasma membrane. Lineage: Eukaryota; Fungi; Ascomycota; Dothideomycetes; Pleosporales; Pleosporaceae.